UUAAUAAACAAAUCAAUGACAAAGAGAGAUUUAGCUGCAGCAUUGGAGAAUCCAAACUUGUCCAGAGUAGUGGAAGAAUGUCUGAAAGAAACACACUACCAAAUAAACAUUAACACAGUGACGGGAAAUUCAAGGAUUUUCAGCAAAGUUUUUUUUUUUCCUGAUUAUGGCUUUGUGUCUAAACAGCAGGACCUGCUGGAUGCAGUUAUAAGAGCAAAGGUGCUCUUAGAGAGGGGAAUGGCAAGUUGUAGUGAGGCUGCCAUUAAUGUCCUUCAUCAGCACAAUAUAUUGUUUCGCUUCAGCACUCCUGCCCUGCUUAUGCACCACAAAUUUGCUGUAAUAGAUGCACCAGAGCAACACUCGGAGUCCUCUUACCAUAUGUAUGAUGUACUAACAAAGAAUGUUCAUCAAGAGGACACUUUUGAUGGUGUAUUAAUGACAGGUUCAUUUAAUUAUACUUGGAGUGCAGUUAUAAGUAAUCAUGAAAAUGUCAUUAUUACUAAUCAUCCACACUUGGUAAGCAGAUUUGUAAGUGAAUUUGAAAAACUCUGGGAUAGUUCAGAAAUAUAACUUUAAAAUAAGCUAUAGUUAGUCUCAGGAAAAUAGAUUGGUGUUGAUUGAGGUGUAGCACUUUUUGCAAAUACUGAAUUAAGAAUAGUUACUAUUGAUGGAUACAGGUCAACCAUCACUAAUCUGGU
Cherax quadricarinatus is the source of this 698-nucleotide messenger RNA. Lineage: Eukaryota; Metazoa; Arthropoda; Malacostraca; Decapoda; Parastacidae. The record is from RefSeq and is a predicted model, not a curated record.